AUGAACACAGUCCAAAGCCUGAGUCAAUCAUGUAUUAACGGCUUCCAGUAUGUUUUGUCGAGUCUCAGAGGAACUGCACCUCGAUUCCUGCAGCAGAUGCCUCCGUUGACAAUUGAGAUACAGCUUGGAAAAUUCAGGAUUUGGUGUGGAAAUUUGGGGGCUUUGCAGACGGGCUAUUCCUCUCUUGAUUACAGGUUGAGAGAGUCGCCUCUCAUGCACAAAAACAUCUCGCAACUUCUCCAACAGCUUUGCAUAGCAUUGGAAGAGUCUAUCGCUGUCGUAUCAGGACAAAGGCUUCCGUUCAAUGAGGAGUCUAUCCCGUCAGAUAUCAGCGAAGAAUCCGGUGAUGACACAAGCAACGAGUACUGUUCAUCAACAGAGCUAUCUAUGAGGGUUGCAAGUAUUACGGACAUACUCAACAACCUAUACCGAUUAUGCUACAAAAUUCGCAACUCUGGUCUGCGCCCUACUACUACUACUAGGGCUAACUUGAUCCAAGCGGUGGACAAUGACACGGGCGUUGAUCUAUUCGAUACGAUUUAUGAAUUCGACUCAAGGCACCUGGUUGAGCUUUUCACAGCGAUGCGUAAGGGAAAGCUUGAAGACGAUGGACCUUCUAAUGCUCUUCUUGAAAGACUCACAAAAACUAAUAUCUUACGUCAGAAGCAAUUCAGAUACUGGGAAAGGCAUGCUAGAAAGCUUGGUGUUCAGAUUCUACCUGUGCAUCAGACACCUAUCAGAGAAAGGCCCUCAGUGUCAGAGGCUGCAGAGGACGUGGGACUUCUACAAAUACAACUGGUUGAACUCCCUCCCCGGGUUGAGGAACAAAGUCACCUCUCUGAGACUAAUGCGACACCGCAUGAUCCUGCCCUAGAUGAUCGAACAGAGAGGGAAACUAUACUAUCGAUGGCCUCGACUGCCCUCGAUGCCGACGGAAAAGGAAUUGAGGUCCCCAAACCUCCUAAGGAGGCACUAUAUGGAGACUCGUUUACCUGCCCUUACUGUUGGGUGGUUUGCCCCCCGAAAGAAGGGAAAGGGAAGAGCUGGAAGUCACAUGUCCUUCAUGACUUGAAGCCUUACGUAUGCACGUAUGAAACAUGCAACUCGGCCAACGAUCUUUAUCAAUCAAGAAAAGCGUGGGUGGAUCACCAAGAAACUGUAAGCCUCUCUGGCGAGCAACUCGAGGACUUAACCAACGUCUCUAAAUUGGGUCGCGUUGAUGACCGCAAUGUUUGCCCCAUAUGCUUCGAAGAACAGCCGUUGCUCAAGGGACUGACCAAUCAUCUAGCAAACCAUCUUGAGCGAAUUGCACUAUUUGCUCUGCCAAGGACCAUCUCCAGUGAUGAUAAAAACAUGGAUGAAAGCCAGUUCUCCAAAUUAUUCAACAUUGAUUCUGAUGAUUCCUCCAAAUCGGAGCAGUUUGAAGAAGAUGAUGGAUACCUAAAGGAUACUCAGCGGAACACCACUCAGUAUCCAAUUGAUCCGAGUACCACGAUUCUAAAUACGGUAGAGCUGGAGGAGCUGUACGCCAUGUUGAGAUAUCUUGAACAGUUCUUCGAAUCACUCAAAUCCCACAUUGCGAGAAUGGGCCAAGAUCUGGGUGGCUAUGACAAGUUUGCAUUCGAUCUAGCCUCGACUGAUGCUGAAAGAUGUUUAUUGAUGACAGAAAAGCUCUUCGAAUGUAACUUGAGAGUUCAUCCGACCGCAAAAGACGGAGUUACUUUGACAGAGAUACUAAGGGACACACGGACUUUUCUUGAUAAAACUAGCUUAGAGCUUGACGAGGCUCAUGAGGGCAGCUUGGAAGAUCAAGAGAAACAUAUUGCGAUGGUUACUGAAGCAAUGGGAGGACUAGGAACCUUUUCGAUUUCGUUAGGCAUCGGUCUGAGCAAACUCGAAGAGUAUCAAAGCAUUCUAACAACGCUGUGGCCUGUCGGAGAGGCAUCAAAUGCGAGGCAUAACCAAUAUAUGACCGGGUCGAUUGAGCAAGCACUGGACGUGACCUAUGAGACGAGAGAGGCACCGGAAUACAAUGAGAUGCUGGAUCCUCGUAAGCAUGCAAACAACAUUACCAACUUUCAAAAGCUAAGAUCUCGAAAUGGUACCGAGUUGCUCCAUCGCACAUGUUUCAGCCUGGUGAGGUAUGUACAAAAGUAUCACCGUGUGUUCCAUCCCUGGUGUAGAUUUUGCAGGUUUUUAAAACUGUUUGGCCUGAAACUGCCCCUGGAAUUCCGUAUAUCGGCGAGGAAACACCAUACCGUGAUCAUUAUGGUGAGUUCGUAUUUGUCAGCUUUCGUCGCUUCAUUGUUGUGGCCAACGACAGAGGUCAUUGCACAUGCGCCAAUCACAACAUAUGGUGGAAAAGGAAUGAAAAAGAAAGCAGUUGAUCCUCAAAGUCAUGGCAUCGUUUGUGAGUUAGGUAAGCGCUCAUCACAGCUUCUACAAGGGGAGCCUGAACCGGUAUUUCCUCCUAUUCGUGUUCAUAUGCAUGAACCCGGCGAGAGGCUAGUCGGGACGACUCGAGUAUGCUAUGCAAAGCUGAUGACCGUUGAGCAUACCCUCCAAGUCCUUUUCAUAGGGCGCGUUGUGUCCUUAGAUUUUGACAUAGUCUCUGAAGCAAUGAAUGUGUGCUGGGCGAAGAAAGACCAUAAGAUGCGAAGGAGAAGGAGAAGAUGA
This is a messenger RNA of Fusarium mangiferae, 2676 nucleotides long. RefSeq lists its product as uncharacterized. Bases 1 to 2676 code for a protein of 891 amino acids. The transcript is spliced from 6 exons. NCBI's taxonomy places the organism in Eukaryota, Fungi, Ascomycota, Sordariomycetes, Hypocreales, Nectriaceae. The record is from RefSeq and is a predicted model, not a curated record.